CUGUUUUUCUACCAGAAAAAGAAAACGAGGGGGGUUUGUCUGUCCUCUGACUCCACUUUCUUUAGACUUUUUAAAUAUAUUUAUAUAUUUGUUAUUCAGACUCAUAAUAAUAAACCAGGCAUGGCGCUGACCGACGCGGACGUUCAGAAACAGAUCAAGCACAUGAUGGCGUUCAUUGAGCAAGAGGCAAAGGAAAAAGUUGAGGAAAUCAAUUCUAAGGCGGAGGAAGAGUUCAACAUCGAGAAAGGCCGCCUGGUGCAGACUCAUCGAGUGAAGAUCAUGGAGUUCUUCGAGAAGAAGGAGAAGCAGAUCGAGCAGCACAAGAGAAUCCAGACGUCCCACUUGAUGAAUCAAGGCAGGCUGAAGGUGCUGAAAGCCCGAGAUGACAUGAUCACGGAUCUGCUAAAUGAAGCCCGUAAAAGACUCUCUGAGCUCGCCAAAGACCCUGAAACGUACUCUAAACUACUGGACGGCCUGAUUCUUCAGGGACUUUACCAACUACUGGAGCCGAAGGUGACCAUCCGCUGUCGCCAGCAGGAUGUGGAAAUAGUUCAGGCGUCCGUCAGGAAGAAUAUCCCCAUCUACCAGGAGGCUGUGAGGAGCAGCAUCGCAGUCAGGAUUGACCGGGAUCUUUUCCUUCCUCCUGACAUCUGUGGAGGAAUAGAAAUGUGCAAUGAGAAUGGAAAGAUCAAAGUUUCUAACACUUUGGAGAGUCGACUUGAACUUCUGGCAGAGCAGAUGAUGCCGGAAAUCAGGGUCAGCUUGUUUGGUGCCAAUCCCAACCGUAAAUUCCUGGAUUAAUGAUGGUGAAUAUGAAAGUGGGUUGUUCUUUUUCUAAGUCCCACGCAAACUUGGCUCUUCAAAACUUAGGAAGAUGUUGUCGACGGUGACACCGCUCCGCUUCUGGUCUCUGGUGGAGGGAAUGAGGGUCUUCUUCUGCUGGCAUCUCUGUCUUCCAGCCACGACGACGCUCUGCUGUCACUAAUGCGCCUUAGGAGCUUUAAUUACAAACUGAAGAAGGAUUAUUUUACGAGGUUAUGUGAAGUAAAAUGUUUUUAUUUUUCUCCUUAUGGCUUUCAGCAUCAUGAAUGCUGCUCUCGAGCAUCUCUCUGUCUUUCAUGUGAACAUCAUGGGAAGAAUCUUCAUUUAGUUGAUUACGGGUCAACUUUCCCCACCAGCUCUUCAAAAUAAAAGCUUCAAGAGUUGGCAGCUCCUGA
Oryzias latipes (Japanese medaka) is the source of this 1217-nucleotide messenger RNA. RefSeq names its product ATPase H+ transporting V1 subunit E1a (gene atp6v1e1a). The record is from RefSeq and is a predicted model, not a curated record. Gene Ontology annotation, molecular function: proton-transporting ATPase activity, rotational mechanism. Gene Ontology annotation, biological process: proton transmembrane transport. NCBI's taxonomy places the organism in Eukaryota, Metazoa, Chordata, Actinopteri, Beloniformes, Adrianichthyidae. Gene Ontology annotation, cellular component: proton-transporting two-sector ATPase complex, catalytic domain.